Messenger RNA from Sarcophilus harrisii (Tasmanian devil), 8830 nucleotides. It is a transcript of the gene ZNF704, whose product is annotated as zinc finger protein 704. Gene Ontology annotation, cellular component: nucleus. Lineage: Eukaryota; Metazoa; Chordata; Mammalia; Dasyuromorphia; Dasyuridae. The transcript is spliced from 9 exons. Gene Ontology annotation, biological process: regulation of transcription by RNA polymerase II. Gene Ontology annotation, molecular function: RNA polymerase II cis-regulatory region sequence-specific DNA binding; DNA-binding transcription factor activity. The coding region runs from base 445 to 2394 and encodes 649 amino acids. The record is from RefSeq and is a predicted model, not a curated record.
GGGGAGGAAAUCCAGUCCGGGUUUUGAUUGCACAGGGACUAUUGGGCUGCGAGGAAUGGCUAGUGAGGAGGGGAGAGGGGGCGGUGGUGAAAAACACACAACACAAACAGCUCGAGCGCCGCCGGAGAGCGGGGAACGAUAGGCCCGGGAGCCGGCGGCUGGGGCAGGGCCCGGGCGAGGCGCAGCGGCCGGCUCGGGCCGCUUGCAUGGAGCCCUCGGAGGCAGACUGCACAGGCUGUGGCUCCCCGCGGGAAGCGCCGGAGGCGGCCCACCGCUCGCACACACCCACCGUCGCCGCCCGCAGCCGCGGCUCUGCCCGGCACUAGGAGAAGCCGGCAGCCCGCCUCCUGCCCGGGCUGGUCGGUGGGGCUCGGGCGGAGGAGAGGAGCAGCCGCCGCCGCCGCCGCCGCCGCUGCGACCCAGCGCCUUAGCACGGGCACUUGCAUGCCUUGGGAGGUGGCCCCAGCGGCCCCUUGUAGCCCCGACCCCCGGCGGGUUGCGCCUCGAGCGACAGCCCGACCCCGAGGAGGAGGAGGAGGAGGAGGAGGAGGAGGAGGGCGAGGAAGAGGAGGACGAGGAGGAGGAGGAGGUGGUGGUGACAAACUCUCCCGCUUUGCACUGCGGCCGGGAGCCCCUGCGCCAGGCAUGCAGGCUCGGCGUUUAGCCAAGCGCUCCAGCCUGGGGAGCCGCCGGGGGGGCGCAGCGCUGCAGCCGCCGCCGGGCCCGGCAUUGGCUAAGGAGGGCGCCCUGCCCGGACUGCCGCCCCUGGCCCCGGCCCGGGAGAGCUGGAGGCCGCCUCCCCCGCCUCGCCGAGCUGGAGCCGGGUCCGGGGCCGCCCCCCCUCCCGCCGCCGCCGCCGCCGCCGGCGCAGCCACGGUCCCCGCCCCGGUGCUGCUGCUGUUGGAGGAGGAGGAGGACGGCGAAGAGGAAGGGGGGAGACGACGGAGGGGGCGCGGGAGGUUGGAGGGAAAGCCCCGGGGGGGCACGGAGGAGGAGGAAGACGACGAAGAGGACGACGAGGACGAGGAGGUGGUCGUCGAGGUGGUGGAGGAAGACGAGGAGGAGGACAUCGAGGAGCGCUUCGUGCCCCCGGCGGCCCCAAAGGGCCAGCCCCGGGGCUCGAUGAAGGCUGGGAGCAUUAAGCGUGAAAUGACCUUCACCUUUCAACAGGAGGACUUAAAACGUGACUUUAGUAAAAAAAUAUCCUAUCAACAAUUGUUCCCUUUGGCCAUGGCAGAAGAUGUGAGAACAGCUGACACCAAAAAAGCCCACAGAGUCCCUGAACAUGAAAAAGAGAACACUCGAUCCAUCUGUCUCCUGGAACAAAAACGCAAAGUUGUUUCGUCAAAUAUUGAUGUUCCUCCAGCAAGGAAAUCUUCAGAAGAGCUGGAUAUGGAUAAAGUAACAGCAGCAAUGGUACUAACCAGUUUGUCCACCAGCCCUUUGGUUCGAAGCCCUCCUGUGAGGCCAAAUGAGGGCCUCAGCGGAUCUUGGAAAGAAGGGGGAUUUGUGCCUUCAAGUACAAGCAGUAGUGGGUACUGGAGCUGGAGUGCCCCCAGCGAUCAAUCCAACCCAUCCACCCCGUCUCCACCUCUGUCAGCCGAUAGCUUCAAGCCUUUCCGAACACCCACUCAGCCAGAUGAUGGCAUUGAUGAAACAGAAGCAAGCAACCUUCUCUUUGAUGAACCUAUUCCCAGGAAAAGAAAGAACUCCAUGAAGGUAAUGUUCAAAUGCCUUUGGAAAAACUGUGGGAAAGUAUUGAGCACAGCUGCUGGAAUCCAGAAACACAUCAGAACCAUUCAUCUUGGACGCAUAGGUGAUUCAGAUUAUAGUGAUGGAGAAGAAGAUUUUUACUACACAGAGAUCAAACUCAAUACAGACUCAGUAGCCGAUGGGCUCAGCAAUCUCUCCCCAGUUUCUCCCUCUCAGUCCUUGGUAUCUCCUCCAACAUUCCCUGCCUUGGAUUCCAGCCGUACUGAAACUCCAUGUGCCAAAACGGAGCCAAAAUUGAUGACGCCUCUGAGCCAAUCAGCUCCUACCACCCUCUACCUCGUACAUACUGACCAUGCUUACCAGGCUACUCCCCCGGUGAACAUUCCAGGAUCCACAAAGUUCUCUCCGAAUGGCAGCAGCUUUAGCAUUUCUUGGCAGUCUCCACCAGUUACCUUCACAGGCAUUCCAGUUUCCCCAACACACAAUCGUCCUGUGGGCAUAGGAGAGCAGAGACAACAACAGACUCAUUCAGUCCUGUCUUCACCUCCCAGAGGAUCAGUCAGCUUAAGAAAGCCACGGGGGGAGGGCAAGAAAUGCCGGAAGGUUUAUGGCAUGGAGAAUCGAGAUAUGUGGUGCACUGCCUGCCGUUGGAAGAAGGCCUGCCAAAGGUUCAUUGACUGAAGAGCAGAAGCCUCAAAGGUGCGGGGUGUGGAUGCCCAAGAGCCUGCCUACAGCUGCCCUUGACACUCUUCCUGCCCUCUCUUUCCACUCCUGGUUUUGAAAAGAGCUUUUUUGCAUUAACCACAAAAAUGCAUUCGUAGCCAAGGUGAAGCCCUUCAAGAAACCUGUGUGUGGAAGAACAGCAAAAAAAAUUUUAAAGUAACUAGCAUCACCAACCAGUAUCCAACCUGGAGCAGCUAUAACUUUUUUUUUAGUUUAAAAAAAAAAGUUAAUCUUUUGCUCUGUGACUUCCUUACCACCCUGGCCCCAGUAGAUCUUGUAACUGUACUGUGAACUUCUGUAGCAGUUAAAACAACAAACCCUUUUUGCCCUAGAAUGGAGGUAUCUUUUGCUAUGUUUUCUGACUAACAUACCUUCCAAGAUUUUUUUCUGACACUUUAAAAAAAACAACCUACCACAUAAGCUACAGUUUAUUCAACAGCAUUUGUACAAAGAAUGGACUCUACUUCUUAAUUUCCCAAUGUGAACAGUCUUGCUUCUCUUUCCCAUUUGACUCCUUGGAGCCAUGCAUAUUCUGCUGUGCUAUAGGGACAAACAGCACUCAUGAUUUCGUUUCCAUUUGGGGUUUUCUUUUUUAAAAAAUGGCCACACACCAGAAGUCCUGUGGGAGCUAUUAACCUGUAAGCCCCUUGGGACUUUUAAGAACACACAAAAAAAUAACAUAUGAUGGAAAUCACCAGCAAACUUCAGCCAUGAGCUGAGAUCAGGAAAUCCAAUUGUCAUCAUUGGUAAACAUCUGGGAGCUUCAUUUAGUUUCCCAAGAAGCUUUUUCUAAUUGCUUGGCUUUUUAUGAUGUAGUGGCCAUGCCAUGAGAGGCAGCAUUCUGCUUCUCUCUACCUUGCUUCAACUCCAUCAAGAACUGGUCCAUGUAGCCAUCUGGGUAACCCUUACUUUUUUUCAGGGAUGUGAUCCAAACCAGCAGCUCAGCUCUGUUUACUAUUAUUGCUUGUUUGUGAGACUGUUGCCAGUGUAAUGGGUCACUAGUCCUUUCCACAAAAAAAAAAGAAAAAUUCUUCAACUGUUUUCCGAAAAGGUAUAAAAAUCAGCAAUGUCCCAUACAGAUUAAACCUGUGAGGCUGGCUUUAAGUGCAAAGCAAGCCUACAUAGUGUCAUCCAUUCUAAAACAUCAUUUUGAAGUUAGAAAACUAAUUCCUAUUUUGAGUGCACUUUUAUAGAUUUUUAUGCUUUUUGCAUGUCUGGUAUAUGGGUUAAUGAAUACUAUAGAUCUUUAUUGGGGUUAAUGCAAGAUACAGACCUUUAUUUUUUAUCAUUUGAAAAAUUUGGGGCUAUUUAUUGAUAAUUAUCAGAAUGGAGAAAAUACAGUAAACAAAAAGAAAAUGCCAUGUUGGAUGUAUACAAGGUGUAGUUAUAGGAAUAUCUCUGUUUAGUAGGGUUAAUAUUUAAAAACCAUAGUAUGUGUAGGAUCUAAGGUCUUAGCUUACAAAAAAAAUUAUUUGAGAGCUAGGCCUAGCCCUACAAAUAAGUUAAUUUUCCAUCCAAUCUAAAACUUAUUGCCCUACUUAAACCUUACUUUCUCCUACUCCUGUGCAAAGAAGAAUAGCACCUUAGAGAUGUAUUGUGUAGAACUCGAAAAUUAUCAUCAGCCAUAGGAAUGUUAAAAUAAAAUUGCACAAAGGAAGGGUGUUACUGUGUUUAGAAAUUGUAUAUACUUACAUAUACAAAUUUCUAAAAUGAAAUCUUUUUUAUACCUGAUUUUCCUUUUUAUAUUUAAAAAAAAUAACAAAAGGAAGUACAGGUAGGUUGCACAGUGCAAUAUUCUGGCCUCCAUUAUUUAUGCUUAAUUUUUGGCACAUAGAGAGAAUCAUGGUCUUUUGUUUCUUAUGGGUUAAUGAUCAGCCUGGUUUUACCAUUUCAGUUUUAGUCAAUUCUACUGAUAAUUCUUUAAAACUCCUUUAAUUCCAGAUAUUGGAAUAUACCAUUUGUACAACCCAACUUCAGUACCAGAAUUCUUGGGGGGAAAGUACUUUUUAAUACUGACUAUAUAGUAUGAUAUUCCCUGAAUCAGCUAUGAAAACAGUCUUUGAAAAAUUCCAUCAUCUUCUCACACAUUUAUUUGCCCCUAGUCUCACCACCCCCUCAAAAACAAGAUUCUUUUUUUCCCUCUCGUCAUUGUGCCUAUCAUAAGACUUCUUAAACCAAGAUAACACUACUCACCCACUCAGUAGGAUGGUUUUAUGUAUGGUUAAGGAUUUGUUCUGAUUUCUUUUAUGACUAGCUACUAUGAUCAAUGAUCAGAAUCAAGGCCUCCGUCUGUGACUAAAAAAUGGAAUUUUGUCUACUCUAUGAAGCUCCUUGACCUAUUUGCAGAUAGAAUCUAUUCCUUGGUUUUGUUUGUCUGAUUAGCCGAUAAUGAAGAACUGAAUUCUCCACAUUCCAUGAGAUCUAGGUGUAGGGGAGAGCUCUGCACAGGAUCAGUUUCUGUGGCCAUUGCACUCAACCCCUACCUCCACACCCCUCUAUCCCCACUCCCAAGGAGAUAUUCCACUGUGGAUGAUGUUCUCCAGAAAUACUUUAGAUAACCUUCCCUCCCCAACUUCAGUCAUCAUCUGAUUUUCAGAACCAGUACAACUGUAAUGAGAGGCAUCUGCAUCCCAGCCACUUACUUCCCUAGAGUGCCUACACAAAACAUCACUUCGGUUUAAAGCAAGAGUUCCUAACUUUUGGGGAGGUCGUUGACUCAUUUGGCAGCCUGGCUAAGCCAAUGGACCCCCUCUCAGAAUAAUAAUCUUAAUAGAUAUUGUUAUAAAGAAAAUCAAUUAUACUGAAAUAAAUUACCAAAAUACUUUUUAGAGCACAAGUUUGUAGAUCCCAGGUUAAGAACUCCUGGUUUAAAACCAUCAUUGUUCAUACUGAGUCACCAAAUCAGCCAAGGAUGAGCAAUACAAAAAAAAAGGUGCAGAGAUUUUCGUUCUAACUGGUUUCUAGACAGCAGGUUUUUAUUGGGCACUAGACUAUGUUCCAAGGCUAGGGAUACACAGCCCUGACUUUGCUUUUAUAACACAUAUCCACAUUGACAUAUGAACAACCCAAGCCCCAUAUUUUGGUAUUUGAGGUAGCUGGGAGAUAUAUUUUUCCUAGUUGACGUACAAGAAGGGGAAUUGUUACUUCUUAAAUAUAAACUUAGGAAAGUUGUGGUGGUAGUGGUUGUUGUUUUUAAUCCAAAAAAUAAUUCCAAUCUACAAAAACAAAUUAUUUUAUCUAUUUUUAAGAGAAGUAGGGUAAUUUGGUUAUAAUUAUUUAUCUCAUGCCAAAUUAAACUAUACGUUCAUUUUAUAAUGUUAUAUUGGUCAAUAUAUCACCUUAAUUCUUCAUUUGGUAGUUGGAAGAAGAGGAAGGAAAGAAGUUGACUUCAUUCUAAAAGCUCCAGUUACUCUCUUGUUACUUAUGUAAAUGCCUCGUGCAACACACUGGAGCUCUGCCCACACAGAAGGAGUGGCAAGAAUAUGAAUUAAGGUCCAAAAAUAUUUCCAAAAGCAUCUCUGUGAUUGUCACUUUGAUUUUUCACAAAGUUUCCUGUCUUCUCUAUAGAGGGCAUAUCUUUACUGCCAACAUUGUAGAGCCCAACUAUCUGAAAAGACAAUGAUACCCUAUAUGUACUGUGAUCAGCAUGGCCACUUCCAAAAUCAGGCAUCCUUUAUCUUAAUAAUUCUUAUAAAAAGCUUUUGCCAAAGCUCCUCAGUGCUUUCCAGUAGAGAUGUACCAAACUUCUUUGAAAGGAGAACUUGAAAAGUAGAGAAGAAGGUUCCCAUAGGAGGACUCAGGUGGGAGAUGGGGGAAGAGACCUUCUGGCAGCAUAGGCAGGAGUUCAUCUACCUUGCACAGAUUUGAGUGGUGCUAUGACCAAACUGAUUUUAGGGGCUCACCUUUGCACCUCAAAUCAUGACACCAUCAUGGCUCUCUGAAAAGAAAACAGACUGCAGGCUCAUCUAAGGAAGAGGGAAAAGCCCUGAUGAACAAAAGCUUCCAUUACUUGGAUAGAAAGGUCACUUCUCUUCUUAAUACAAAACACAGCAUGGAUGCUCCCACCUCAUCAUCCUAUACAUGUUGGCCAUUUUUUCUUCUCUAGCUGGGAGCACUGGGGGUAGUCACAAGCAAUGAAUUCACUCACCCAGCAUACUCUGUGCUCUACAGCAUAUUUUUGUCCAUAAACUGUGACCUGGGAGGCACAAAGGGAGAUAAAUGCUGUGCUGAAGUACCACUUUUAUUACAGAAUUGCCUUUCUGGUCAUAACUGUUAUCUGCAAAUGAAACUUUUCAGCUGAGUGAUGCAGUUGUUAUAGGCCUUUGACUUUCCAUGAAAUUUUAGCAUAAGGAUUCAUUUGCAUGGUAGAAAUGAGUUCUGAAAAUGAAGUCUAACCUAUGAACUUCAAAGUUGAUAAUUAAAUGUAAGUGGACUCUGUCUUUUACUUUUACUAAGCUACACUGGAAAGCAGCUCUCAGUUCUAAAUCCAGAAUCAGUGCUGCAAAUGUUUUAAUUUUUUUUUCCUCUCAAAGGCUUCAAUGGAAAGGGGAAAAUGCAGCAUUCAUCUAGCCUGAGAAGUGACUAAAAUUGUAUAUAAUAAUAGCUCGCUUUUAGACAGUGCUUUACCAUUUACAAAGCACUUUACACACAGUCUCAUUUAAUCCUAUGAGAGCAGUAGGGCAAGUGUUAUUCACCCUCCUCUCGCUUUUAAUAUAAAGUAGAAUACCUUGGUAAUAGUUGCAAAAUAAUGUAAAUAGUACUCAUUUCCUCAGGGAAAAUUAAAGGGCAGAACAUUUGUAAAUUAGGUCUGGUGGACCCUAACAGGAGUAAGAGUUUUAAUAUGUAUUUUUAGUGUUUUUUCUAGUCAAAGCUAUGUAGCAAAAUGAAGAUGAUGUCUAAAUUCAGAGAAGACCACAGUAAAGGGGAGGCCACUGUCUUAGGUAGCAUGCAGCUCCUCCCCUGCCGUGUGAGUCUCCCUUAAGGAAUAGGUAUAUAUUUAUAGCUGAUCUGAAGUUCUAAGAUUGGAUUUGAAUCCCAAACAGAUAUUGCCUGUGGCUUCUCCAGCCCUGCAGUUGUUUGUUGACUUUGUAUAAAGCUUUUUUGAAUGUACUUGUAAACAUGAAGUUUUGUCAUCUCCUUCUACAAUCCCUCAGUUAAAUAGCUAUAUUAUAGAAGUGGAAGUCUGUACAACAGAAGCAGUUUAAAAUGUGUUUUGCACUCCAUAGCAUGCUGUAGUGCAAACCUAGAAGUACCUUCAUGGGUAAGGUACUCCUUUCUUCCAGAUACUGUCAAAUUUAGAUCGAUCUUUCUUCAUGUCUUCUGUAGCGCUGACCCAAGUGGAAGCUAGGUAGAAUUCAUGAAUAUAAAUGAGAGCCAAAGCAAGGUAGGAUUCAUGAAUACAAAUGUGGUUGUGGAGCAUAUUAUAGAGUGCUCUAGGCACAUAGGUCUAGUAGAAAUUCAUCUCCAUGAGAAAACAACUACCAGAGUUGCACAUAACAAAGUCUCCACCUUCCUCAAGCCUACAGCAAUUUCUCCUUAUUAGAACUUCUUGGUAGAGUCCUUUUGCAUCUCAGUUUGCUCAUUCAAGUAGCAUUAAAACUUUUAGGUGACAUUAUUAACAUUCACUCUCACCCGGAUAGCUUAUAGAAAUAAAAAUUACAGUAGACUAAUGGGUUUUCUCUGUAUAGAUAGCAAUCCUGCCUUGUAAGUCCCCAGGAAGCAUAAAUGCAUGAUUUCCCAGGCUUGUGUUUGUCAUAGGAAUGGUAAUCAAAGGAGGGAUUAUUCUUCUGAUCAUUUUUAUAUAUAGUUUUUUGUUUAGUUUCCUUGUUUCACAAAACAAUCUCAUUCUGUGUAACUUUGCUGUUAGUCUGGGAUUCAGAACGCUAUUUGAUCAGAUCAGUAUGUAAAUUUAAAUAACACUAAAAUGAACUUAAAUUGGUUUGGGGGAGUUUUUUUGUUUGUUUUUUUUAAACCUAUUUAAAAAUCUCCACCCUUCUAAGAAGCAAGAGACUCUACUAAUAAGCUCUGGUGCUUGACCUCUUGAGGGGACCAAAAACAUUUUUCAAGAUGCCCGGUGCUUUGUCAGCAGCAGCACAGGCUGCAUCCUUGUGGUUAGAGGAGAUGCUAUUCAUCUCCAUGAAGCACACCUAGGGCAGUAUUUCUAUCAGGCAAGAAGGAGGAGGAGCAGCCUUUAAUACCAACAGUGCAACUCUCCCUAAACAAAGGGCUUCACCACUUGGAUUCCUAUUGACUGGUCACUCCCUAGGUCUCUUAUCUCACUGCAGCAAGGACAAGAAUAGGCUAAACUGAAGAUGUACAAUAAGAGAAUCCCCAAUUCAUAGCUCUUCUUUUCCACUAUCAUUACCAGAACCUAAAAUGGUGUUUCAGAGUACUG